Exophiala dermatitidis NIH/UT8656 is the source of this 3155-nucleotide messenger RNA. Its product is annotated as ER membrane protein SH3. The transcript is spliced from 2 exons. Gene Ontology annotation, cellular component: endoplasmic reticulum membrane. NCBI's taxonomy places the organism in Eukaryota, Fungi, Ascomycota, Eurotiomycetes, Chaetothyriales, Herpotrichiellaceae. Gene Ontology annotation, biological process: endoplasmic reticulum to Golgi vesicle-mediated transport. Bases 844 to 1530 code for a protein of 228 amino acids. The record is from RefSeq and is a predicted model, not a curated record.
UCGUACGGGUAAUCAGCCCGUCUACACGGAGACUCUUUCCUAGGUCGGCACAGCUGCUGGUAGUGGAUAUGAAAGGCUCCUCGUCCUUCGGCCAAUUUUGGGGACACAACAACUGUAGCAGCUACGGCUAACUUCAAUUUCGUUCGAGACUCAGAAGACAAGAUAGAAAGGUACAUCUGCCAGUGGAGGUACACUUCCUGACGAGGGAAGCUCACCUUCAUCAAUCGAAACUUGAAGAUCCAACUCGUGGACCGGUUGCCGGAGAAACAAAGCCCCGCGUCCGAUGCCAUGCGAUACCAGUGCCAGUGCGGCCAUCAGCUUAUCUCGUCGUUAUCGCCGGCCCUGACUUUGCGCAUGAAAGUUCGGCCUCAAGUUCUGGGCAAACCAGAAAUUGGACAGUAUUGCCAUUGUACUACUACUAGUUGCUCACUGCAGCUCUGCCCGGCCGCAAAUCUCCGAAGAGAUUAUUCGGCUACGACUACAGGCACAGUGGUGGUUCUGCGCCAGUUUCUUUUCUUUCUCCAGGCAGUAGCUGCAUUGAAUUUAUUUUAUUUUGUGGCUUUUCUGGAUCUCGCUCCGCUACAUACCUUACCUUAAGCAUACGCCGAGUAUAACCGCUCUCUCGCUGCUAGUUGUGGUGGUAACGAAGAAGAAACGUCGAUACUACCUACUGUACCUCCCUCUGCCCGCACUUCAGCACCAACGCCAAACGACUGGAACACGCACUGCACGACAAUCCUCCAACCAUUUUCAGCUUGCGCAUCAAACAAGAUCCUCUUACUUGCAAGAAACAAGAAAGGACAAUACCUCGAGGCAAGACCACAAACUUGAAGAAGCACAAAGAUGCCGUCCGUUCCAUUCGCGACCUUUCUCAUCAUUUGCCCCGUCUCCUUCUUCCUCGGAAUCAUAUUCUCCCUCUUCCCCUACGACUACCCGCUCCUCUGGUCGUCGCUGCCCACACCAGGGACGCACUUCGACGCCGUCGAAACACACCUACGACUCCUGCACAAUGCGCCGAACCUGAUCCAGCGGAUCCUCCACAUCAUGGUCACCAUGGGCCUGUUGGGCCUAGUGAUCAAGCUCUACAAGCCCAGCGAGUCCAACAUGCUCUUUGACGGCGGCAGCUUGGUUCUGUACAUGGUCGCCGUGAUCGUGUACAUUGCAAACAUCAUCAAGGGUCUGCGCAUUGUCACCGAGGGAACCUACGGCAUGGUGAAUCUGCACGAGUUGUCGGAAGACGCGCGGGACAAUGUCGAUGCUUCCGGGUAUGAUGUCGAUUCCGGAGAUAGUGUUCUCGGCAGAGAAGACAAUUUGAAAGUUUUGGCCGCCAGCAACACCAUCUUGGCUUUGGUCCUGGUCGGUGUCUUGGUCCUGCAGGUCGGUCAGUGGUAUGCCGAGCGCAGUGAGGAGCGGGCCAUGAAGGAAUACGAGGCUAAAGAGAAGGCGGACCGCGAGAAGAAAGAUGCCGAUGCCACUGUCCCACCCCCUAAGAGACAGGGCAGCGGUCGCGAGGGUAAGAAGACGAAAUGAAAUGAUUGAGGAGAGGUUGGGAAAUGGAAAGAAACUCAAAAUUUACAAGACUCUUUCUGUCCCGAUUAUACAGGAUACUCGGGGUGUAUUGUCCGUUAGUCAUGCCAAAGCAAAACCAAUGAUUUUCACGACCUUGGUACGGGGUGGAAUCAGAUACCAUGGGGCUUGCUAAGACGUGCGUUGCGCACCGUAGGCUCGGAAUCAGCUCAGACAUUGUAUACUCGAAUAUAUCGACCCUGUUUGAGAAUGCAAAUAAUGGCUCCAAUGCAAGUUGGUCUUGAUGUGAUAGUCUGCAGAUAGUUGACAAAAUGCAGCGACCUCCGUCGAAUGCAUGGAAACUGUUAUACAUGGACAGCAAAUCGGCCAUUACUGGCAGACAACUCAGCCCAGCACUAUAUGGAGCGGGGGCUAAGGUUCCAUUUCAGAGGCCCAGACGCGGAGACAGGAGGAUAGAUCAGGAUACAGGUUCGAUUGAGACAGGCGUCAGUCACAUCAGUCGAAUUACUGUCCACUAUAUACCAAAAUAGAUAGCAUCUGCUGCAGCUUCUCGGGACUAAUACGGGAUACACUUUCAAGCAGGGAGAUGGCAUCGACAGGAACGGCGGGUCAACCCGGAGACUCCCAGUCGAAGUGGCCCAUGGCGGAACUGUUAUCGACGCCGAAGUUGAAAAACAAGUCAUCCCCUUGUUCAAAACCCAGGUGCUGGAACAAAUCCUGAAAGUUCGUCGCUGAAAAGGCAUCUGCUGCAAAGCCUUGAUCACCACCUCCCGGAUUCCGCAGGUCGCUGACCUGCUGCCACAUGGACUGGAAACUCGCGUGGAAUCGGGCCACAGCUGGACAGAGAUGCUCAUGCGCCUGUAACGUGGACAUGGCCCUGCUCCAGUGGUCCAGCACCAUGGCUUUGAAGAUAUCCGCGCGGAGCAUCGCCGCAAUCAGGAUCUGUGAGGCUAUAUACGUGUAGAAUACACGGUACCACCAUGGGAGAAUCCUGGAAGCCGUAUCUGGUCCAUGACCGUUGGACAAUAGUGUGAUCAUCCUUUGGGCGUUUUCGACGCACAUUGUGGCGCCGUCCUGCACAACACGGCUUUCCAAUCCUUGUCCGGCUGUGGUGGAUGAACCGUUCAUCGAGAACUGCGGCAGACAGAAACGGCUGAACAUGGGCCGGAAGAGGAUGAUCCGUGCGUGCGAGAUGCUGAAGUAACCGCAAUAAGUGAGUAUCUUUGUUGGAAGGGCCACUUCUCACUUACCGAAUAUGCAGCAGCAGCGGUUGGGCACUCAGUUCGUUGGCCGUGCUGUCCGCAACGGAGUUAAGCGACAAGGACGGAGGCAGAGUCUUCACAAACCUCGACAGACACUCAUCAACCUGCAUUGUCGUCUUGAGAUCGGCGGUCAAGAGUAACGGCGGGAGGCCUAAGCGCUCAGCGACGCUGCUCUGCGCUGAUACCUGUAAAAUAGUUAUAUGAAUGAUGAUCUCGGACAGUUCCAUGGUCUUGGUCUCGUAGCUAGUGUCAGUUGCGCAUACGGCAUGAUCGGAAUUGUGUCCUGAAUAAGUCCCCCGGGUCGAAAUAGUCGCAGGCACCAAGGAGGGCCGGCCAAGGGUCCAUGAGAGUUUCCUUUGCCCAAGA